AGUUUUAUAGAGUAGAUUCUUCGGAAUAUCUACAAUAAUUAGUAUUUUGUUAUUCGCCAAAGAAUAGCAUUUAGGGUAUUAAGAUCUUUAGAGAUUCCAGCAAUAAAACCAUGUUACAAACCACAAUUGAAAAGAACAUCAUGAAUAUCUUCUUCAAACAUAUUUCAAAGCAAAUCUUCCCAUGGUAUUAUAAACUCUCUAACGAUACACUUUCGUUCUAUGUUUCUCCCUUUUCGCAGUUAAUGAUAGGCACGACCGCUACGUUUGUGAACGGUCUGCUGCUGGGAGACACCUGCCAGCACGACAUGGACUGUUCCGACAGCGUCAAGGGCAGCUACUGCACGCUGGAGGGCAUCUGCGAGUGCAGUCCAUUCUACGUGCGACUGAACGAGUCUUCCUGUCUGCCGUCUCAACUGCUCGAGAGUGAGUGUAGCCUGUCGGAGCAGUGUUCGAUGCGUGUGGCUAACAGUAGCUGUAUCGGUGGACGCUGCCAGUGCGAUGGUGGUUUCCUACAAUUCCGCAAACAUACCUGUCUCUCGCCCGCCCAGCCGGGUACGGUUUGCUACAGUCACGCACAUUGCCGCAUGUGGGACACGGAAAGUCACUGUGACUUCCUAAUCCCGAACCUGUUCGGUCGCUGUCAGUGCACAUCGCCCGCACGCCAAAAUGGGCCGACCUGUGUAACCGAACCCGUGACGAUGGCUGUCCCGGAGGAGGAACUGCCCGCUUUCACCAAGCCACAACAACAAAGUCCCGCCGAAGGCAGUGAAAAGGAAGAGAACCAGCUAGGUUCGAUCGAUCGGAUGUCUACCACGACGGAGGAUGAUGUGAUCGUGGUGGAUAACAUUGUGCAGCGUGAUGAUGCUCAGGAUGAACAGAUGGCUUCGGCUGAGGAGCAUAUUACCACCGAGUAUCAGUCUCCGGUUUCGGAAGAGGAUGGUAUCAGUACGACGGAUUUCAUCGAGAUUACGAGCAGUAGCUAUCCGGAAGGGAACCGUGUAACGACCACUAGUGGUAUGGAGCAGUACGAAAACACGGACGAGUACUCGAACCUUGAGAAGGAAAUUGAGGAACAGUUCAAACAGCAAGAACUUGCCGAUGCCCUAUCGACGACGACGGCUGGUGCAUGGGCUACGGAAAUUGCGGAAGCCAUCACCACACAGGAACGGGAGCAGGAUCCGUUGGAGAAGAGUGACUCGUCGACCCAGAUGACAAUCGAAAUACUGUCACCCGCAACUGGUGCUGCAACGACCGAUCGUAGUGAGACGACAACGGUCAACAACAAUUAUGAACCAACAACAACCGAACUUGAGUUCGACACCGAACCAAGUGACGUGGAAAACGAGGUAGAGAUUGUGGCAUAUGAUCGUACGAUGACACCCGAAGCUGACAAUACACAGCAAGCGGCAUCAUUAAUGCAGCAGGAAACCACCAUCACUGCGGCAGGCACCGAACGCACCGAAGAAACAACGUUACCAUCUGCCACCGAACACUCCACCGAACACACGGAACCGAACGAUGCUAAGGAGAUGACAACGACAGAGUUUAUUGAGCAGUACCAUGAUGUGCAGGUGCGCCGCCAAGACUCCAAACUGUUCGACGAAGAUGAGGUGGACGAGCUGGUUGAGAAGAGCUCCAGCAAGGAUCGAUUCGAAGCGCGCGAAACGACAAGACAUUCCCAGCGUGAUAACGAAAUCAUUGACACACAAUCGCUGGACACGACGACGGAAACGCUCGUACGAUUGGCUAGCCGCACGACAGCAAUGGAACCGGAAGCACCACUCUCUACUACAACCGUUGCUACAUCGACUGCAAGAAUACGCACCCGAGUUGAUCUGGGAGAUGGUCCAGUCUCGUUGGGAUUAACCUGUGCCAACAGUGAACAGUGCCAACUAGCCGAUCCCUACAGCUACUGUAACGAUGAGGGACGUUGCGAUUGUUCCUACCGUACGCCGGAUGAUUCUUGCCGGGCUACCAACACCGGUUGCUCCCGAGGAACGUUCCAGUGCCGCUCGAGUGGAAUCUGUAUCAGCUGGUUCUUUGUCUGUGAUGGACGUCCGGAUUGCAGUGAUGCUUCGGAUGAAGAGUGUAACUUUUCGCCAAAAUCAAACACCACAAUGCAACGCUCCAACAACUGUCCCGAGCUAUCGUUCCGGUGUGAGAAAAGUGGUCGCUGUAUAUCGCGGGCCGGUAUCUGCGACGGAAAGGCACAGUGUCCGCACGGCGAGGAUGAGGUCGGUUGUGAUUUCCGCAAGUCGCGCAAAUGUCCGGAACACACGUUCAUGUGCCGCAGCGGUGAAUGUUUGCCGGAGUACGAGUACUGUAAUGCGAUCGUUUCCUGUCGGGAUGGAAGCGAUGAACCACCGCAUCUGUGCGGUUCGCGGGCAGUGCCGAAUUUCUUCGUCAAGCUGCUGAGUGGUCCAACGGCGCGGGGUCGUAACUAUUGUCCGAUGCGUUGCGGUAACGGACGUUGCCGAUCGACGGCCAUCGUAUGCUCGGGACGUGAUGGAUGCGGUGAUGGCAGCGAUGAGGAUCGGUGUUCCGUCUGUCGAUGCCCUGCACCUGCCUACAAUAACGUUUUGGCACCGAUCGUACCGGCCGUCAUGUCGAAGCCAAGGAGUAGAACGAGCCGCAUUACUGGUGGACACUGGUCACGAACUUAAGUGCGGGGCUAGACACCGUCCGGGUGGGCCAACCGGAAGUGGGUACCAUUAAAGGAACUGUGUAGGCUCGCUCGCGCCAUAAGGUUCGCGUUGUUUUCUUUCUCUCUCCCUCUCUCUCUAAGUUCCACAUUUCUUACUUUUAAAUGUCGCCCAGGGUUUGUUUCAUGUACUACACACGUCGUCCCGUGGGUUGUACUGGCGUGCGUGGUUAUA
Anopheles funestus (African malaria mosquito) is the source of this 2876-nucleotide messenger RNA. RefSeq lists its product as uncharacterized. NCBI's taxonomy places the organism in Eukaryota, Metazoa, Arthropoda, Insecta, Diptera, Culicidae. The transcript is spliced from 6 exons. The coding region runs from base 243 to 2663 and encodes 806 amino acids. Gene Ontology annotation, molecular function: protein binding. The record is from RefSeq and is a predicted model, not a curated record.